This is a messenger RNA of Tuber melanosporum (Perigord truffle), 1398 nucleotides long. RefSeq lists its product as uncharacterized. Gene Ontology annotation, cellular component: Golgi apparatus; membrane. Gene Ontology annotation, molecular function: alpha-1,2-mannosyltransferase activity. The record is from RefSeq and is a predicted model, not a curated record. The transcript has 7 exons. Gene Ontology annotation, biological process: cell wall mannoprotein biosynthetic process; protein N-linked glycosylation. NCBI's taxonomy places the organism in Eukaryota, Fungi, Ascomycota, Pezizomycetes, Pezizales, Tuberaceae. Bases 1 to 1164 code for a protein of 387 amino acids.
AUGAUCCAUUCGAAAAAUACAAAUCCCAACGAAGCGCUCGAGGUGGGCUUCCGAGCUUCAGAUCACGCAAGAAAGUCCAAUGGCGCCUAUUCGGCACCCGGAUCAGUUUCCCAUGUAAAACCGGCACCUGUUGGAAGACCACCAAAGCCGAAACCAGCCAAGGAUACGAGACAGAUAGGCAAAGAGAAGGCUACGUUAGUAAUGCUUGUUCGAAAUUCAGAGCUCAAAGAUGCCCUUGGCUCUAUGAAACAGAUCGAGGAUCGAUUUAACCGUCAUUACCAGUACCCUUGGACCUUCCUUAACGACGAGCCCUUUACCGAAGGGUUUAAAAAUCAUACCACUCGGAUGGCGUCAGGAACGACAGAGUAUGGGUUGAUUCCCAAAGAGCAGUGGAGCAUGCCGGAUUGGAUCUCUGAAGAUAAGUUCCAGAAAGUCAUUUCAAAAAUGUCGAAGGAGAAUGUGAUAUAUGGCGAUUCUCGGACUUAUCGACAUAUGUGUCGCUACAACUCUGGCUUUUUCUUCAGAGACAAGCUUCUAGCCAAGUACGACUGGUAUUGGCGUGUGGAACCAAGCAUCGGGUUCUACUGCGAUAUGACCUAUGAUCCGUUCACAUUCAUGCGCGAAAAUAAGAAGAGAUAUUCAUUUGUGAUUUCGUUACCGGAAUAUCUCCCGACAAUUGAGACACUGUGGAAGACAACUCAGGAAUUCGCCAAGCUGCAUCCGGAGCAUAUCGCAAGAAACAAUUCAUUGGGCUUCAUAGCAACUGACCCCGAUAAAGGAAUUCAAGAAACCGACUACAAUCUUUGCCAUUUCUGGUCCAAUUUCGAGAUUGCAGACCUCAAUUUCUGGCGAGGAGAAGCAUACCAGAAGUACUUUGAAUUCCUUGACAAAAAAGGGGGGUUCUACUACGAAAGAUGGGGCGAUGCACCUGUUCACUCUAUAGCGGCUGCUCUGUUCCUCCCCAGGGAUCAGAUCCACUUUUUCGGAGACGUUGGCUACAAACACGUUCCAUGGGGUCGAUGCCCGCUGGAUGAUGAAAGCCAUGAUACUGCAAGGUGCAUGUGCCCUUUUGACCGCAAGGAGAGCUUUGACUACAAUCAAUGGAGUUGCCAGAACAAGUGGAACAAAUUCUGCGGAUUUCCUGAAAACCCUAUAUAUGAAUGAGCAACCCAUUAUCGUACUAUUUCAUGACCGUUUUUAUUCUUGCCCUGAUAAAGUUAUUCUUUUACACCAAGAGGAAUCGUAGUUUAGAAGGGUAGCUCAAGGCAUUUCUUUAUUUUAGUUUUGCGCUUUUCCCCAUUUAUUUUCUUCACAAAACGGCGUUAGUAAAUGGGAAAAAUGGGGUCAUAGGAAAGUCAAAAACGCAUACUGCGCAAAAAAUGAUCGACAAAAAAAAAA